Molecule: messenger RNA, 3508 nt
Organism: Mustela lutreola (European mink)
Lineage: Eukaryota; Metazoa; Chordata; Mammalia; Carnivora; Mustelidae
Gene: SREK1IP1
Product: SREK1 interacting protein 1
Exons: 5
Coding region: 136-603 (155 amino acids)
Molecular function (GO): nucleic acid binding; zinc ion binding
Source: RefSeq, a predicted model, not a curated record
CCAGAGGCCUUCCUGGACUGUCACCGAGGUCCCGCGGCGCCGGUGGGAGGAAGAGGCCGCCCUCGCCACGCUGCAGGCGUGAGGCGGGCGUCCUCUCGAAAGCCUGCGGCUCCUGCGACCCCUCUUACCAGCGCCAUGGCAGUCCCAGGUUGCAACAAGGAUAGUGUCCGAGCUGGCUGUAAAAAAUGCGGAUAUCCUGGUCACCUGACAUUUGAAUGCCGCAAUUUUCUCCGAGUGGACCCCAAAAGGGACAUAGUUCUGGACGUGAGCAGCACCAGCAGUGAAGAGAGCGAGGAAGAGCACGCAGAACUGAGUAAAUCGCAGGCGCUACAAGAAAAAAGAGUAAAUGAAGAAGAGGAGAAGAAAAAAGCAAAAAGCAAAGAGAAAAUCAAGUUGAAAAAAAAAAGGAAAAGGUCUUAUUCAUCCAGUUCCACUGAAGAGGACACUUCAAAACAAAAGAAACAAAAAUAUCAGAAGAAAGAAAAGAAAAAAGAAAAAAAGAAUAAGUCAAAAAGGGGGAAACACCACAAAAAGGAAAAAAAGAAGAGAAAAAAGGAAAAGCAUUCUUCCACCCCUAAUCCUUCUGAGAUCUCCAAAAAGUAACUGGAUCUUCGGCCUAAGCCAUUAAAUUUUAAAAUUGGUUUUGAAAAUUAUCUGACCCUCCUUGGAAUUUGCUAUAUAAUUAUGCCUUGCAAUAAAUCACAGCCUUUUCCAUAUAGACAUUUUUUUCAUAUAUGGGACCAUUGUCAUCUGGCAAUACAUUUUUAAUGUGCUGACUCUAAAAUAUUGAAUCAGUCUUACUACUUGGUAGACAUGCCCCAAAUAUGGAUAUUUGUACAUACAAAACACAUCAUUUUUGGUAUUCAUGACUCUUUGUCCGACUAGUGUUACUGCUUCCUAAGUUGAUUGUAAAUGAUUGUAAAUGGCUUUACUACAGUCAACACAGAUAACCUACCUAGCACUUAAUGAGUAUUUGUUGAAUCAAGUAUCCACCUUCCAGUGAUUAAGUGAGGUAGGGGAUAAUGCUUUGCUCUGGACUCUGAAAGAUUUAAUAGCUUUAUAUCCUAUGAUAAUAUAUAAAGAUGGUGAAAUUUUUCACUGUUGUUUUUGGAUCUCAUCUUUUUUGGAUGUCAUAGGAGAUGAAGCCGCUUACUUGGUUUUAAUUAGAACAUUUGAAAUGAAUGGGUUGGCAGAAAGAUGAAAUGAAAAUAUUUAUAAGGAAUAUUUACUGUUAUACAAAAAAGUUUCUAGUAUCUGCCUCCUCUGAACUGUAACAAUUACAAUUUCCUUCCUUGUUUAAAAAGACAAGUGUAGUUCCGCCUCAUAGAGAUGACGCUGUGUUGGAUAGAAUUUUUAGGACAGACUCCUGGGUUGUUUUACAACUGUGCCAUAUUGGCAUCUCUUCAAGUGAUACCUCAAACACAGAACUUUUUAAUUAGGAGGAUGACAGCUAAAUCAUCAUUAGAACUGAUUUUUAUUGUAUUCUGUAUGUAAAUUUUAUGAAGCUUAUUUCUAUGAGUAAUGUGGAAAAUUUUUAUAAAUGUGAACAUAUAUAUUUAUUUGUCUAAAAUAAUUUGUAGUUUUGAAGCUGGUUUCACACUGAAUUUAUGGUUUCAAUAAUGACCAGUUUGGGGAUGUUUCUCUCUUUUACUUCAGUCAUAGACCCUUAAGUGCAGUGACAAAAAUUUAGGAUUAAGAAUUUUAUUCUGUACUUUUUAAACUUAAGAGCCAGGGAGUUGCAUCAUGAAAGCCUUUAUAUAACAAUGGAAAUUUUAUAUGGGUAAGCAUUUUCAAACAUAUAUUAGUAGAUAGAAGUGUUUCUUACAUUUUUAAUUUCAUAGUGAUCAGUGUCACUUACUUUGCUUAGUAUUUAGAUAGCCCUGACAUCCAGUAAGUCAAACACUUACUGGUGUAGCAGCAUCAGAUGUCCCCCAGUUAUCAUGGCUCCGCACCAAAGACUGCAGGUACCUCACUGUGGUGCAGUUAGAAAUUUUCAAUUUGCUACAGGUGAAAUCAUUUUGGUGAAAUCAGGUAAGUACACGUAUCCUCCCAAGCUGGAAAGGUGUACUGAUUUUUCAUGCAGCUCUCCUCGGUCAUGACCUCAGUUAGACUAGGGGAGCUUUCUGACUCCUCAGACCUGUGCUCACCGUAUUCCCAUUCUAGGGAAGCCACAUCACCAUCCCUACUCGAGUGGUACAGCUGAGGAAGCUUUCACACUUCUAGCUUUCCCAUAAUCUGAUUUAGUCAGAUGGCCUCCUCAAAAAGAAGUCUUCCCCCCCACCUUUUUCUUUUUUUGGUAGUUCUGUCAGCUGUUGAGGAGAAACAGAGUUACUGGUUUUUAAGGGGUUGUUUGGCCUUUGCUGUAUUUUACGUAUUUUUUAAACUGCAUUUUACAAAAAUAUGGUUCUUUGAUUAUCAUGAUGAAAAAAAUAUAGAAAAAACUUUUAAAAAUGAUUGAAAAAUGCUGCAUGCACAAGGAUGACCUCAUCCUAUUGAAUGUGUAACAGGGUUAAAAAAAUGCUAAUAAUUGUAGUGAAACAAAGUUAAUUCAGGUAUUUGUGAGUUUUAUUUCUGUUUAUUGUAGAGAUUAAUAAUUGGCUCAUUAGAUCUGUUUCCUGAAUGGGGACACAAUUAAUAAUUAUCCAGAAGAGUUAUAUACAAUUCAGCACUUGUUAACUAAUAUAGUGUGCAAAUUAAAAAACUUGAUUGCUCAGUAAUUUUUUCUACUAGAUAAUAUUCUUGGAAUUAUUCUUAAGUAAAUUCCCUAUAGUAUGAGAACAGUUUAUGAAAUCUCUCAUCUGAAUAAAAUUCAUUUCUUUUCACUAAUUUUCAUCUAAAAUGAUCUUGUUACUGGGAUUGGAUAUAGAUCUCAUUCAUAAAUUUUGGAAGAUUAGUAAAAUUUUCCCUGAGAUGCUAUGUAGCAGAAGGAAAACUGAAUUUAACAGAAAAAAUCUAAAAAGUCCUGGCCUUUCUAACCACUUGUGUGACUUUUAACUAAAUCAUUUAGCUUCUCUGGGCCUUGGUGUCUUUCAUCUAUAACAUAUUGUACCCAGUUAUCUCUGAGACCUCUUCCCCUCCUUAAUGUAUAUGCUUACCAAUAUUUUAGUACAAUUCAAGUAAUAUUAUUCAUUUUAGAAAUUAUAGGUAAUAAGGUAGCAUUCUGUAAUGGUAAAGUUUGACUUAAUACAACUGUUAAACACAUUCAACUUCUUUAAGCAGGUAAUUGAUAUUUACUUUACAUUCUUACCAAUAAAUGUGUGUCAUUUUCUCUAGAUGCAUAUAGAAUUUCUGUUUAGCUUUGUAUCUGUAACCUGAUUACCUGAAUACCUAAGGCUAUUGCUUUUAGCUGAUGGAUCUACUUCCUAUACAAUUCCCUCUCUCUUUUCUCCAUUAUUAUCUUUUGGCUAAAAUAUCUCUGAGGUAUCCUUAGUUGUUCACCCUUCAUACAUAUCCAUUUAUAUCUUUGGUUCUCUGAGGCCAAAACAUCAAUAAAUAAGGAGUAAAACAA